AUGCGUGGCGUUUCAGAGAGCUCCCCGACUCGCGUAAUGGCGGAGGAUUUGGAUGUCGAGGCGAUGUUGGAGGCGCCGUACAAGAAAGGGGAGCAGGACUCCUCUUCCAAAGACAAGUCCUCCAAGGAGAAUGGGUCUAGUCGCAAAUCAUCUGGGAAAAGCAAACAUCGCUCGCGUUCACGUUCACGAUCCAGAGAUCGCGAUCGCCGAGACAAAGAUCGACGGGAUCGCGAGAGAGACAGAGAUCGGGACCGCGAUCGGGACAGAGAUCGCGAUCGCGACCGCGACCGUCGGCGCAGAUCCAGAUCGCGCGAAAGACGAGAUCGGGAAAGAGAUCGUGACAGUGAUCGGGACAGGGACAGGCGAGACAGAGAUCGGGAUAGAGACAGAAGGAGGAAGAGAUCGCUGACACCGCUGACCUUACCUAGAGCCCGACCGCCCUUCGGUAAAGGUCACAGCCCGUUAGGAAUAAACGAUGAAUUGACACCAGAGGAGCGAGAUGCUCGGACUGUCUUUUGUAUGCAGUUAAGUCAACGAAUUCGUGCGCGUGAUUUAGAAGAAUUCUUUUCAAGCGUUGGCAAGGUACAGGACGUCAGACUUAUCACAUGCAACAAAACUCGAAGAUUCAAAGGUAUUGCCUAUGUGGAAUUCAAAGAUCCAGAAAGUGUAACACUUGCUCUUGGUUUGUCUGGUCAAAAGCUUCUUGGAGUGCCUAUUGUAGUACAGCAUACACAAGCUGAGAAAAAUCGUAUGGGUAAUUCAAUGCCAAACCUAAUGCCUAAGGGACAAACAGGACCCAUGCGAUUAUAUGUAGGAUCUUUACAUUUUAAUAUCACAGAAGAUAUGCUUCGUGGGAUUUUCGAACCAUUUGGAAAGAUUGACAACAUACAGUUGAUUAUGGAUCCUGAAACAGGGCGCAGCAAGGGUUAUGGUUUCUUGACUUUCAGAAAUGCAGACGAUGCAAAAAAAGCGUUGGAACAAUUGAAUGGAUUCGAGCUCGCUGGUAGACCUAUGAAAGUUGGGAAUGUAACAGAACGAACUGAUCUGAUUCAAGGACCUUCUCUACUCGAUACUGAUGAAUUAGAUCGUAGUGGAAUUGAUCUUGGAGCAACUGGAAGAUUACAACUGAUGUUCAAAUUGGCGGAAGGUACCGGUCUGGAAAUUCCUCCCGCUGCAGCGAACGCUUUAAAUAUGGCACCAGUAAUGGCGCAGCCGCAACCACCACCCCAAGCCGCGCCUCCUAUUGCGACACAGUGUUUCAUGUUAUCCAACAUGUUCGAUCCGCAAAAUGAGACGAAUCCUAACUGGGCGAAAGAGAUCCGCGACGAUGUGAUUGAGGAAUGUAACAAGCACGGUGGCGUUCUGCACGUAUACGUGGACCAAGCAUCACCACAAGGCAACGUUUAUGUAAAGUGUCCGUCAAUCGCGACUGCUGUGGCGGCUGUGAACUCGCUGCACGGUCGAUGGUUUGCCGGCCGCGUUAUAACCGCAGCUUAUGUGCCGGUAGUGAAUUAUCACUCGUUAUUUCCCGAUGCAAUGACCGCGUUACAAUUAUUGGUGCCGAGCGCGCCGCGAAGAGGAAUGUGAUGACCUUGAACGAGCAAGCGAGCGAGUGAGCAACAAUCGUCGUCUACUAAUGUGUAAAAUCCUUGCAUAAUAUUGCAUUCUUUUCUCUUAUGUACUUUUCUUGCUGUCUGAUGGAAUCGCAUUUUUAAUAUAAAUCCGUUAAUAAGAAAGGAUGCACCCUGAACAACAGGUUUCAAUGAUUUGUCACUUGUCACGAUUCAUGAAUUCAUUAUAGUAUUAUAAACGUACGAAGUUCGAUUCGUUUCGCAGCAAAUGUAUCGUUCGCAGGAGUUUUGAUGGUAUCAACAUUUGUGAUGGUCGAAAAUUGUACGAACUUGUUUGACAUCUUGCAUUUGGCUGUUCAGACACAUGUGAAUUAAAGAAUUUAUGGACCCCAAAAUAUUUGAUUUUUAAGUCGCGUUGUAUAUAUAUUUAUAUUAUUUCAUAUUUUUUUAUUUAGUUUCUCCAUGUACGAAGUAAUGUAAUAUGAAACAAAUACUGAUUGUUCUG
Molecule: messenger RNA, 2076 nt
Organism: Trachymyrmex septentrionalis
Lineage: Eukaryota; Metazoa; Arthropoda; Insecta; Hymenoptera; Formicidae
Gene: Caper
Product: RNA-binding protein 39
Exons: 8
Coding region: 1-1587 (528 amino acids)
Biological process (GO): mRNA processing
Cellular component (GO): nucleus
Molecular function (GO): RNA binding
Source: RefSeq, a predicted model, not a curated record